UGUAUGGAUCGGUCAUCCACUAGUCUGCCCUGUGACCGCUGACACAUUCCAGCCAUGCUCGGAUUGCGGAUGACGUCGUUCCUCCGAUGGUCGGCUUACAGGUUGCAGCCAAUAGGAAGUGUUCCGGGAAGUCCCGGUCCUGUGCCCCUCCCCCAGUUCAGAGGUCAGUCCAUGUAAACAGAGAGGUGACAUGUGACUUGGGCCCGACAGACGUCAGGUGUCCCCGGUACGGCCCGGCCAUGGAGUGCGAUCGGAUGGACAGUCUGGAGGGCUGGGUGGCGGUACGGCCGGAUGUGUUCUCGGAGGCGGAGCGAUGUCGGUUGGGAUUUAUCGUGGCGUGGAAUGAGGUGGAGAGGAAGUUCGCUGUCACCUGUCAUAACCGGACGGUGCAGAGGAGGAGGCGGCGGGAGGAGGAUGAGGAGGAGGCCGGGGAGAGGCACAGCUGGGCCGGCCUGUACUCAGUGCGGGAUCUGGAGAACAUUCACCACCAGCUGAGCUCUGUGUGCGGCCUCCUGGAGCCAUGCCUGCCCCUCCUGCCAGCACACACCCCCGCGGACAUGCUGUGGACUCUGCUCUUCCCCGGGGAGCCGGCCUGGGAGGAGGAGGAGGUGGACGCCAUGUGCCGGGCCCUGGAGCUCUAUCUGGGGACGGCGGUAGAACAUUGCGGGCGCAAGAUUGUGCUGGACGUUGUGUUCCCGGAGGAGGAGAAAGAGGACGGGGAGAGAUACUUCCAGAGCCUGCACGAGGUCCGGCGGACCGGCCUGGAGGAGGGGGUGACCCGGGCCAAGGAGUCACUCCGGACGAUUCUUCAUCAGCAUAAAAAUGCAGAUAAAAUGACGACUUUACUGAAAGUUUACGAGGAGGAAGAUGAAGCUUUUAUGGAAUUGGUUACCAUGGCAACCCAAUUUUACCAAUACUUACUGCAGCCGUUCAGGGAUAUGAGGGAGCUUGCGAUAUUAUACAAGCUGGAAAUACUGAAAUCACUUGAAAUGGAUGAUUUAGGCCCAAAACGUAUUGAGUCGUUGGAGAAGGAGGCUGAGCAAUGGAGUGCGAGAGCAGAAGAGGCCGUGAGAUCCAUCCAGAGUGUGACAGUGAAUUAUUUCAAGGAGACCUCCAAAGCCCUGGCCGCCAUGCAGAAACAAAUGGAGCAAGAUGGGAAGAGAUUUGGACAAGCCACCUGGGCCUCAGCACUACCCAGACUGGAGAGGAUUAAAUCCAUGUUAGCAAAAGAAACCCUUCAGCAUAUGAGAUCGAAGGAGAUGUGCCUGAAUCAGAAGAGGGCAGAUAUCACACAGAAAAUGGAGAACCUGAGCGAGGGCCUUGGGGCCAUGACACUGGUGGAUGAGCUGGAAUUGCAGUACUAUGAGACACAACUAGAACUAUACGAUGUUCAGUUUGAGAUCUUGAAGUAUGAAGAAAUGUUGCUUACAGCAGAACUCGCCUCACUGCGGAGGCAGAUAAAGGAGAAAGAAGAUGAGGUUGUCUACUAUGACACAUGUGAAGAUCCCCAAGAGCUUCAGGCCCAUGCGCAGUCCCAUCACAGUAGCAGCUCCACAUUUCAGAUGCUCAAAGGAAAGGUGCAGCAGCUGGAGUCUAAACGAGGGAAGAUCUGUGCAAGACGAGCAUUGCUGCGGAACAAGAAGGAUCAGUGCAAGGAGACACAAGAAGUUAAACUGAAGCAGUACCAGGAAACCCAGAAACGGCUCCAGCAGCAUCAUUCUGUGCAGAUGAAAAGAGACAAGAAAAAAGAAGAGGCGAGGAAGAAAAAGGAGUGGGUCGAUCAGGAACGUCAAAAAGCGCUACAGAGAUUAAAAUCCUUUAAAGAUAAGACAGAAUCUCCUGCGAUACUGAAAUCCUUGCGAGUUCAGCCUCGGCUCCCAAGUAAACCUCCCGAGAGCUUAAAUCCCUCCCGGGGCACCAGAAGAGGUCCAGCAGAUAUCCCUGUUCAGAUCUUUGUGCAGAAAGGAAAUGUUGGACAAGGAACCCCAAGCACUGACCCUACUAACCCAGGCAAUCAUUUCCUACCCCCUCAUAGUCCUCCACCACCACCUCCACUUCCUCUUCCACCAGGGCCUCCUCACCUGCUUCCACCACCACCACCACCACCACCUCCACCACCACCUCCUCCACCUCCUCCUCCUCUUCCACCAAUGAGUGCUCUUUUAUCAGUGCAAGCUCCACUACCUCGUUCAGAAGAGACUUUAAAUCCUAGCGGGCCGGAACUGAUGGAGGUUGAAAAAUCACAAAAUAAAUAUACACCCGGCUCCCUAAAAGCAAAUGCAAAUCAAAGUAUAGGUUCCAUGGAAGAAGUAUUGGCAUCAUUAAAACGAGGUGAAAAUCAUCUUCGAAAAGUGGAGCAACCCCAAACCUCGAUCGAUGUAAGAGACAGUAUACUAACGGCCAUCAGAAAAGGAGUAAAGCUCCGGAAAGUACACCAACAACCUGCGAUCAAAGAUCCAGAAAAUGAACUAGAGCGAAAUAUUAAAGAAGCCAUGCAAAGAAUGAAGAAAGCAUCGGCUGACUCCGAUGACGAGGAGAGAAGUGAUUAUGCGAGUGGUGAUUGGGAUGCUUAAUAUCCAUAAAUGAUGAACAGUGUAUGUAAUAUAACACUACGUCUCAAAGCACUGGAGCAAAACAGCUAGAUGAUUGGUUAUCACUAUGUCUAGAACAUUCAACCAAGCCUAGCAUUACUGGAUGUGGAUGGAUGCCAAACAUUACAAGCUUGCAGAUUUUUAGUUACUUUAUCGGUAUGUAAAAGUUUCAUUAGAUGCCUUUAUUUUGACACCAGCAAUACCAGAUACCAACUGGUCUAUGACUCACCAUAGUCUGUGGCAGACAAGACCAUGUCCCUCUGUUAGUCCGGGGAACUCUGAGUCAAUGUACAUGCGUGAUUGGGGACAAGAAUUUAUUAAUUUUGUCUAUUUGAUCGUUUCCUAAUGUCUGACCGACAUUUGAUGGCCCUCUAGGCAGGAUUAAACCUAAUGCUUAUCA
Molecule: messenger RNA, 2991 nt
Organism: Rana temporaria (common frog)
Lineage: Eukaryota; Metazoa; Chordata; Amphibia; Anura; Ranidae
Gene: WHAMM
Product: WASP homolog associated with actin, golgi membranes and microtubules
Exons: 10
Coding region: 87-2573 (828 amino acids)
Biological process (GO): Arp2/3 complex-mediated actin nucleation; endoplasmic reticulum to Golgi vesicle-mediated transport
Cellular component (GO): cytoplasm; endoplasmic reticulum-Golgi intermediate compartment membrane
Molecular function (GO): actin binding; Arp2/3 complex binding
Source: RefSeq, a predicted model, not a curated record